Biomphalaria glabrata is the source of this 675-nucleotide messenger RNA. RefSeq lists its product as uncharacterized. Gene Ontology annotation, molecular function: ATP binding; protein serine/threonine kinase activity. The transcript is spliced from 2 exons. Gene Ontology annotation, cellular component: nucleus; cytoplasm. The record is from RefSeq and is a predicted model, not a curated record. Gene Ontology annotation, biological process: mitotic DNA damage checkpoint signaling; protein phosphorylation. Lineage: Eukaryota; Metazoa; Mollusca; Gastropoda; Planorbidae. The coding region runs from base 1 to 675 and encodes 224 amino acids.
AUGUUGACCAGUAAAGAAAAAGUCUUAAAAAUUAAAGAGUAUCAAAAAGAUGCCUGUGAAGUCUACGAUAUGCAGAUAGAGAAAGUCAUAAAGGAUCGUUACCCUACCAAAGUUGUACAAGUUCACAAAAGACUCGAUCCCAACAGAAUGUGGGCUGUAAAAGUGUAUUACAAACAUGAUACAGAGAAAGGGAUUUCGGCGGAACGUCAGUUCUUAAAAGAAGUUGGACUACUGGCAGGGCUCAAACAUCCCUUCAUCAAGUGCCUAGACACCGUCGCAUCAUUUCCGAAUUACUUCUGCUUCCUCAUGCCAUUCUACGAGCAGGGCACGCUGACUAAGGCGCUGCCAACGAUGACGCAUGCGUUGAGAGAUGAAUGCCUGGUGCAGCUUUGCUGUGGUAUCAAGUUUCUUCACGACAAAGGAGUCGCUCACAGGGACCUGAAAUCUGACAACAUUUUAAUUACCAACCAAAAGAAUGUGGUCAUAGCUGAUUUUGGUUUAUCAGAUCUCGUCUGGCCAUCUGAGCCUUUAGUUACCGGGAAGAAAGGCACAUUCAUGCAUAUCUCUCCUGAGCAGAAUAAGAAAAUUGACUCAUAUAAAAUUGACAAAUCAGCAUUAAGGACAUUUUGUCAUGUCUUUUGGAAGCUGAUCCUACCAAAAGAUUUUCAGUCCUGA